AAUACGUAAAUGGUUUUUAAGAAUUCUUGAAAUUACCAUCAUAACAUCCUAAUAGCCCUAGAUAGUAGAGAUCUUUUUAUCAUCAAUCCUUCCUUCAUCUUCUUCUUCUUUUUCAAGUGAUUCUUUUGAUUACUUACAUUCAAACUAUGGUUUCCGACUUAAUUUCUCAGAGUCUAACACAUCAUUGCUCUACUCCAAUUGUGAGAAGUAAAAGUCAAGAAUCUGAUUUGGUCUUAUAUCCUCAGAGUCAGAGUCAAGCUGAGCGGAGUGGAAGAAGCUCUUCGGAUCCUCCUGAUCGCAUUUCAAGAAGUCAAACUCGAUCGAGUGAAUCCAACGGUAAAGCAAGAACUUUAUCGAAUUCGGCAAUUUUACAAAGACGUCUUUUGAAUGAGAAACUGGCCUUAGAGAUUCGGAUUGAUCGAUUGACAAAAGUUAUCGGUCAUGGUAGUAGUACUUCUUCUCCAACUACUAAACCAUCGAUCUUCCAAGUUGAAAAUCUUGCGACUCAUUUGAGCGAAUUCGCCAUAAGUCAUGCUGUGCCUAAGCUGGAACACUUGCAGCAUGCACCUCUAAAGCCACUACCUGAUGGUCCAUUUUGUGAAUCUUUCUUAACCAAUGUAGAUAGAAUCGUAUCUAAAAAUCCUCCAGACAGUCUCUUUGAAGCUAGCGAACCGCAGGCCACUGGUAUCGGUCUUCUGGGACUUGGUUAUGGACCGGCUGAUAUACCCACCCUGUUAAAUAAGAUUCCCACAUCAAUCCAAGUAGCUCAAUGUCUCGAAAGCUACGAAAGGACAUGUGCCUGGCUUCAUCGGAUUCUUCAUCGGCCGACAUUUUGGAAUGAAGUAAAUGAACGAAUCGUCAAAAGCUCGAAUCCCAUCGAGAAGAUCGUAAACUCAAUCAAUGGUUACAAAGCCCUUCAUUGGUUAGCGAUCCUUUUCGCGACUUGCGCUUUAGGCCUUUAUAGUGAUGAGAUCAAUAAGGAAAAGUGUCAAGAAAGCCACUUACCAAUUGGCGAAGCUUCUCAACAGCAAGUCGCUAGGAUGUGGCUACAAUGCGCUACAAGCGCCUUGAUACUCGGUGGUAAAUCAUCAUCAUCACUCUACAUGAUCGGACAAACUUUAUUGAGACAGUGA
Molecule: messenger RNA, 1133 nt
Organism: Melampsora larici-populina 98AG31
Lineage: Eukaryota; Fungi; Basidiomycota; Pucciniomycetes; Pucciniales; Melampsoraceae
Exons: 3
Coding region: 147-1133 (328 amino acids)
Source: RefSeq, a predicted model, not a curated record